This is a messenger RNA of Falco peregrinus (peregrine falcon), 1301 nucleotides long. RefSeq names its product SH3 domain binding glutamate rich protein like 3 (gene SH3BGRL3). The record is from RefSeq and is a predicted model, not a curated record. Lineage: Eukaryota; Metazoa; Chordata; Aves; Falconiformes; Falconidae. Gene Ontology annotation, cellular component: cytoplasm.
AUGCCCGGUCCCGCCGGCCCCAUUGGUCCCCGCGGUCACAUGCCGGGCGGCGGCGGGGCCGCCGCUCCCUCCCUCCUUCCCUCCGCGCCUCCCUCCGCCGCGCCGAGCGCAGGGAGCGGCCGCGAUCGCAGCAUGAGCACCCUCAAGGUCUACAGCACCUCGGUGACCGGCUCCCGGGAGAUCAAAUCCCAACAGAGCGAAGUAACCAGAAUCCUCGAUGGGAAAAACAUCAAGUACGAGCUGGUGGAUAUCUCCCAGGACAACGCUCUCCGGGAGGAGAUGAGGGUGAAGGCAGGCAACCCCAAAGCCAUCCCGCCCCAGAUUGUCAACGGAGACCACUACUGCGGGGAUUACGAGCUCUUUGUGGAAGCGGUGGAGCAAAACACCCUGCAAGAGUUCCUGAAGCUAGCCUGAGCCCUGGGGUCCCCUCCCGUCUUGGACUCUACCUGCAUUCCUGAGCACCCUCAUCUCCGACCACCUUCACUUCCAGGUUGUCAGCACUGUCCUGGCACCACGACCUGUAUCCCAGCACAGGGAAACCCAUGACCAAAACUACUCAUUGCAGCUGCCUAUGAUCCCCUCCUGCCUAACCCUUGAUAUCAUCUCAGAGGGAUCCAAAGAAAGUCUGACGCUCGCUGCGCAUGGCUUUUGAACAAAGCCGGGCCUGGCUCCCCGCAGCUUCCAGUGCCUCUGUAAACAGCAAAGCCUCUGGGGCUGUGCGAAGUGCGGCCGGCCGUCAGCCCUCUCCUCUGCAGGGAGAGCUUCGGCUUCAGGAGGGAAGGGCUUAGGGUUGCGUGUUACUUCCCACUUCUCCCAGUUGCUGUUAAAAUUGUUAAAUCCUGCUGCCUCACUUCCUCGCUCACUUUUUUUUUUUUUGGUUUGUUUGUUCUUCAUCUCAACUGCAGAGAUAUGGCGACUAAGUUGAUUUUUUUUUUGUUUGUCUUAAUUUAAUGCAAAAAUACUGCACAGAGCUGGGGUCUGACCACCCACUGCAGAGAAGCCCGGGGCUGGGGACAAAGGCCAGUGUCACUUAGCAGGCUGCCUGGGGGCGUGGAUGGGCCUAGAAGUGGGACCCAUGCUGCUCCGGCUGCCCUCUGCUGUGAUGUGGUGCAGUGCUGACCUCGUGAGCGUUAAUGGCUCAGGGCUGCUCCAGAACAGCUGAUGCUCCAGCUGUCUUACCUUUCCUCUUUGAGCUGGCUUUUUUGCAACCCGGACCAAGUGCAUUUUGUUUUCCUGCCAAAAAGCAAGUUUAUAACCAAUGUUGUCUUCCGAGAUGCUAUUAAAUGUUACUGUACCUUUCA